Molecule: messenger RNA, 5111 nt
Organism: Silurus meridionalis
Lineage: Eukaryota; Metazoa; Chordata; Actinopteri; Siluriformes; Siluridae
Gene: sema6cb
Product: sema domain, transmembrane domain (TM), and cytoplasmic domain, (semaphorin) 6E
Exons: 21
Coding region: 576-3749 (1057 amino acids)
Biological process (GO): positive regulation of cell migration; neural crest cell migration; negative regulation of axon extension involved in axon guidance
Molecular function (GO): chemorepellent activity; semaphorin receptor binding
Source: RefSeq, a predicted model, not a curated record
CAGUAUCGAGUCGCUCCAGCGCAGUGUGCCUUGGCUCUGUAGGCGUGUGUAUACACUUAUAACGUUGUGUGUUUAAACUGAAGAAAAAUUAAAUAAUAGAUAUAGACCUCGUGGGGAAAACUCAAGCAAAUCGCAUAUUUUUGCGGUUUCUUUUACCACAUUUUGCGGACAGGCUUCUGUUCUUCUGCACGGAGUCAGCUUUGAGGGGGGAAAAAAAGACGAAGAGGGAUAUCACGACUUCCUGGAGAGAUCCAGCUUUUUAUCCAGAACAUUCCUUAUCCUCUCCGUCAUGCGUCUGACACCCUGAAGUAUCAUUGGAUGAGCACUGAGUGAUUAAAGAGAGUCCUUGCUGAUCACCACUGAAGCUCCAGCUUGUGUUUAGGGUAGUUGCACCUGGACCUCUGCCCCCACUACCCUGUUUCUACAUCUUCUGUACAGACGUUUCUUUCCCUGAGAUCGUAGAAAGAGAAACAUCUUGUCUCUCUGCUGGAUUCUGCUGCCACCCAGGCACUGACGGUGGAAAGAAGUACACUGCGGGUCAUGCUGUGGGUCUGAGUGCUGUAGCUGGUGCUGAAAUGCGGUUGGUUUUGGGGUUGCGGCCCCUCCUGGCCCUGACCUUUAUCCUUACUGGCCUGUUACUGCUGUCCAAUGUUGUCACACCCUUUCCCCAGGACCUGGAGCCAAUCAGCAUAGUCGGGAGUGAAUACUCCUACCUGUACCCUGGUUUCCAGGGCAACAUGUCAGAUAAUGACACAGCGAGGCUCGGUCUGGACUUCCAGAGAAUGUUGCGUAUAAACCACAUGCUGUACAUUGCUGCCAGGGAUCACGUCUUUGUCGUCAAUCUUAGUACUUCGACUGAGCAAAUCGUCCCUCAGCAGAAACUGACAUGGAAGACAAAGGAUGUAGAUAAAUGCACAGUGAGGGGCAAGAACAGCGAUGAGUGCUACAACUACAUCAAAGUGCUGGUGCCUCGUAAUGAUGAAACACUGUUUGCAUGUGGGACCAACGCGUUCAACCCCACCUGUCGCAACUACAAGAUGGCCACUCUGGAGCAGGUUGGAGAGGAGGUGGUUGGUCAGGCGCGGUGCCCUUUUGAAUCGCGCCAAUCCAACGUUGGCCUGUUUGCUGGUGGUGAUUUUUACUCAGCAACAAUGACAGAUUUUUUAGCCAGUGAUGCAGUGAUCUACCGAAGUUUGGGGGAAAGUAGUCCAGUCCUGCGAACCGUGAAGUACGACUCUAAAUGGCUGCGAGAGCCUCAUUUUCUUCAUGCAAUUGAGUAUGGGAACUAUGUGUACUUUUUCUUCAGUGAGAUUGCAGUGGAGUACACAACUCUUGGCAAGGUGGUGUUUUCCAGGGUGGGUCGGGUGUGCAAGAAUGAUAAUGGAGGUUCUCCUAGGGUUCUGGAGAAGUACUGGACAUCAUUUCUUAAAGCCCGGCUGAACUGUUCUGUUCCUGGCGAUUCGUUCUUCUACUUUGAUGUUCUGCAAUCCUUAACAAAUGUGAUGCAGAUUAACCACAGGCCUGCUGUGCUGGGAGUUUUCACCACACAGGCCAACAGUAUCACUGGCUCCGCUGUUUGUGCUUUCUACAUGGACGACAUUGAGCGAGUGUUUAGUGGCAAGUUUAAAGAACAGAAGACCAGUGAGUCGGCCUGGACCCCUGUACCUGAUGAGCAAGUACCCAAACCCAGGCCAGGUUCCUGUGCUGGAGAUGGUUCUGCGGCAGUGUACAAGUCCUCGACUUCCUUUCCCGAUGAGACUCUCACCUUUAUCAAGUCUUAUCCGCUCAUGGACGAAGCUGUGCCUUCAGUGAACGGGCGGCCAUGCUUCACGAGAACUACGAGCAGAUUUAAGUUGACCCAGUUAGCAGUGGAUACGGCCGCUGGACCUUACAAGAACCACACGGUCCUGUUCCUGGGUUCGGAAAACGGGCACAUUCAGAAGAUCCUCGCCAGCAUGCACCCUAACUCCACCUACAGCACCCAACUCCUGGAAGACAUUGACGUGUACAACCCGAACAAAUGCAAUAUACGUGGGGAAGACCGGAGGAUUCUGGGACUGGAGCUGGAUAAGGACCAUCAUGCCCUGUUUGUGGCCUUCUCUAGCUGUGUGGUACGUGUACCUCUGAGUCGAUGUGCUGACUACGGAACCUGCAAGAAAAGCUGUUUGUCCUCACGAGACCCUUACUGUAUUUGGCUGAAGACGGGAAGUUGUGCCACUGUGGCGCCAGGACUAAAAUCAGGGUUUGAGCAGGAUGUGGAGAAUGGCUUCUCGCAGUUUCCCGACAGCUGCCACGAUGUCUUGGCAACCACUCGAAAGCAGAACCCUGCACUGGAUUCAGCGUACGGAAAGACCUCACCCACAAGCGCCAGCCCAACCAUUCAGGGACCAGCUCUGCCUAAAGGGCCAAGUGUCUCUGAAAAAGGUACCCACCCUGCGGAGGGGAAGCGGGGAGGGCAGGGCUCCCCUGGCUUGGAGCCAAUCAGUGUGGAGAUGGAGGGAGUCCGUCGUCCUCCUGAAGUUGACAAGUCUAACCACAGUGUUCAUUACACUCUGCUAAUAGCAUGUGUGCUUGUGGCAUUUGUCUUGGGUGCCUUCCUCUCUGGGUUCCUUGUGUCCUGUUACUGCAACUACAAUGUUAACAAGACUAAGAGACUGGCCAAGGACCCGGAGGCUCCUAUCCCUCAUGCUCUGUCUCUGCGAAGUCUGGCUAAGCUGAAUGGCCUUCUGGAAAACCAGGGCAAGGAUGAGAAGCUGGAGGUAUCUUCUCCAAAGCUAUAUAAUGCCUUCUUUCAAAAUGGGAAGGAUCAUUCAGGGCGGAGACAUGGCCACCAUGGUGUUAUGGCAGAGCUGAUACAUCCGCAUCACCACCACUCUUCUGAGCUGUCUGGGCUUCCAACCCCUGAUUCGACACCUGAACUGCCAAUCAAGAGCAUGAAGGCCUUCAAGAACCAGUGGGAGAAGAAUCAAAAUUGUAACAAUGCCAAAGAGCCCAAGUCUCACAAUAUGGCUGGCUCUAGGCCUAGCUCUGGAAUUCCUCAGCAGGUCUUUCCAUUUACCCAUGGUCUGGCUAGCCGACAGCCUUUGAGUGGGUCUGUGCAUCUGGAAGAGCGCAAGAUACACAACUCUGAGCGUGUCCCAAGUCAGCCACAACACUGCUACCCACACAAGAUUGUGGAUGUGACCUCACUUGAUGAGCUCCUCAAGCACAUUCAUGAGAUUAAUGUUGCGACUGGAAAGAGCCCCACUGUGCUUACCUCAUCCAUAUCCGCUAACUCGGGCCAGAUGGCAUUUGCCAACCGCGUGCAGCCACAGAUCCCUGAAACAGAGUCAGCUCCCUACUAUAGCUCCUCCACCCUGCCCAGAGACAGCCUGACACGUCGCAUGGAUGUGCCACCAGAGAUGCCCUCCCAGCACCAGUCUACACUGGAGAGGGUUUCACGUCAUGCCUCCCAGCGCCAUUCGCUCAUGUCAGCUGGAGGAGCCGUUUGCCGAGAACCAAGCUUUAGCCGUCGCUCACACCAUCCCCCACUUCUUGCCCGGGUCAACUCUACCGGAGGCUGCGAUGCACGUCACCCACUCAUACCCAAUGGCUACCUGACACGUCAGCACAGCUACAGCGAGCAGCCUGAGCUCCAGCGUGGAGCUGUGGUACGUCGCACAGCCUCACUAAAACCUGAUGUCCCUCCUAAACCACUCUUUAUUCCUGCCACCUCACCUGUAAAUCAGGCUGGGAAGUUCAACUACUGAGCUCCCAUGGACUUCUCACUUGCACUUCAGAGUGUGUAGACUAAACAAAUCUACACUUGUUCAUAAAGCGCAAGUCUAGACUCCAGUCUGGAUUGCUUAGUUCUGUUUAUGGGCAGCUGUUAAAUAAAUGCUGCACCACCACUGAGAAAUGGAUUCAGUCAGGAGAAGAAAAAAAAAAAGAACUGCAAUAGAACUGAUAAUGGCUGCCAGUGUUGUCAACUUUACAUUUGAACUUGACUCUUUUUCUUUCUUUGUGCCUCAUGAAUAUUUGUACCAUAUUGGUAUUGCUCAGCUAUUUGCUUAUAGAAGGUGAGGAAGUAGAAGAGAAUGGAACAGUGCCCAUCUUGUUUUAGGCUGCCACUGUGUUGAGUGUUGCUUUUCAGUGUUCUCCUGAACUCUUGGUUAUGGUAUUACUAAUUUUAAGGCUGAGACUAACCUAGGCUUGAGCCUUAUACUGAUUCAGAUUUCUCUGGCAUUGAACAAAAUUUUUUUUUUUUCGAUGUAGACUUGAUGGACCUUAUCAAUCCCAGUUCUAAACGUGUAUAUAUAUAUGCAUGUGUGUGUAUAUAUAUGUGUUUAUAUUUACACAAUAUAUGUAUGCAUAUACCUAACCAGUAUAUGUAUUCUGUAUUCUGAUAAAAUGGAUGAUCACCUCUGAAAGUAGCUCUUUGCCUUAUUUUGACAGGUAAACUUUCAGUUAAUUUGCCCUCCCAUUUUGUAUUUUAUAUAUAUAUAUAUAUAUAUAUAUAUAUAUAUAUAUAUAUAUAUAUAUAUAUAUAUAUAUAUAUAUAUAUAUAUAAUAAAAUGUAUGUGUAUUUUUUUUUUACCUACAAGUAUUAAAUCCCCUGAUUAAACACAUGAGCAAUAACAUUUUCAGCUGUAUUACCACAAAUUUUGCAACAGCACUGCCCACCUUUUAGAGUGUCCUAGUAAAAAAAAAGAAAAGAAAAAUCAGCAUUCAAUCUCUUGUUAUCUCUGUUUACAAAUGGGAUGAAUUGGUCCUUAAUUUAGUGUUAUUAAUAUAAAUGUAUGUAAGAGGAAUGUAAAGAAUGUAAUCAGAUGUGCAUCAGACUCAUGAGUUUACCCAAAGCAGUAUGUAUUUAGAUCUCCUAAUACAGAAACACUAUGGUCCAGUGGUCCAGUUUCUUUGAUGCCGUUUAAGCCGCACUGCAGAAGAGUAUCAGUGUAAAAUUCCUUCUUUAAGACUGGACUGAAACUGUGAAAACUGACCCUUCAUGCCAGAAUGCAAGCUUAACUCCCGAUCUGAUCUUCUCCUCUUUUCAUCAUGUUCAAAUGUGUUUUAUCAUUAUUAACUUUGUAGCUGUAUGGUGUAAAUAUAAGAACAAUAACUAGCCAAAUUCA